Messenger RNA from Dovyalis caffra, 645 nucleotides. The record is from the annotation of a GenBank genome assembly. NCBI's taxonomy places the organism in Eukaryota, Viridiplantae, Streptophyta, Magnoliopsida, Malpighiales, Salicaceae.
AUGAGCAUUGUAGGAUCUAGGUUACAUGUUUAUUUGCUAGGGCAGUUAGAUUCACUAAGUUUGAGAGCAAUUAAUAUGUUUUGCCUUGUCCCCGGCAAUGCAGAUGGUAUGGGAGACACUAGAAGGCGUGAGCUCUACCAGGCUUGUGCAGUCCUCAAGGUCCCACUUCAACAGGUGAAGGUCCUAGACCAUCCAGAUUUGCAGGAUGGUUUUGGCAGAGUCUGGAACCAUGACUUGCUGACAAAGAUCAUUGAAGAGGAGGUAUCUAGUCAUGGCAUUGACAUGAUUAUUACUUUUGAUAACCAUGGGGUUUCUGGUCAUUGUAAUCAUCGUGAUGUCCAUUAUGGAGUACGCAAGCUCCUGCGCAAUGUUUCACAAAGUAUUGAAGCCUGGGAACUUGUCAGUACCAGCAUUUUGCGGAAGUAUAGUGGACCUGUUGAUAUUUGGUUGUCCAUGUUAUUACCCAUGAAAUACCCUGAUGGGACGAUGCAUUGCCUGCUAAAUGAGCAUCCCCAGAAGAGCUUCCAUGCAAUGGCAGAACACUUGAGCCAAUGGGUUUGGUUCCGCAAGCUUUUUGUAUCAUUUUCCAGUUAUACUUACGUGAACACACUUAGAAAGAUCAAGGAGGAGGCAAAGCAGAGUUGA